CGGAGAACCUCCACCGACGUGGUGCAUGAUAUGAUGACGAAGGUCCACCCGAGCGCCGCAGCCUGUUGCGCCACCGGCGAGGACGUCGGCCGGAACGGUUUCGGUGUUAAGGUGCUGACGGUGUGGCGGAAGUCGCUGCUGUUCAGCUGCAGAGGGUUCACGGUGUUUGAUGCCGAGGGAAGCUUGGUCUUCCGAGUCGACACCUACGGGUCUGGGAGUACGGGGGAGGUCGUGCUCAUGGACGCUGCGGGAAAGCCACUGCUAACCCUCCGGCGAAAGAAGCUGAGUCUUGGGGAGAAGUGGCUGGUUUACGACGGCGAGGAUGCCGUCAACCCUCUCUGCUCCGUCAAGAAGCACGUGAGCCUUUUGCAUUCCAGGGCGCUCGCUCACGUGACACCGUGCCGCCGCGGCGGGGGCGGCGCAUACGGCUACGAGGUGGAGGGAUCGUACGCGCGGCGGAGCUGCGCCGUGUACGAUCGGCGGCGGCGGAGGGUGGCGGAGAUCCGGGAGAAGGAACCUGUGGGAGGCGUGGCGUUCGGGGGCGACGUGUUCCGCCUCGUGGUCCAGUCCGAUCUCGACACGCGUCUCGCCAUGGCCAUCGUCAUCGUCCUUGAUUACAUGUUCAGAUAAGAAUCAACAGCUGAGAUCUUAAGAUGGAAUGGAGGCCAUUGCAUGAUUUGAUGACGCAUGCCAAUUCAGAAGAUAUUUUCUCUUUCAAUCUUUUUUUUUUCUUUUCCCAAAGAUGGAGCCUUUUUAUCUAGCCAUGGUUUUCUUUUAUUAUCAAACCAUGAACUACUAAAAGGCAAGAAAAAAAAAAUUGGUGUAAACAAUUCCAAUUUCAAUGAAAGAUUAUUUGGGAUGGGCAAA
Molecule: messenger RNA, 867 nt
Organism: Musa acuminata subsp. malaccensis (wild Malaysian banana)
Lineage: Eukaryota; Viridiplantae; Streptophyta; Magnoliopsida; Zingiberales; Musaceae
Product: protein LURP-one-related 8
Source: RefSeq, a predicted model, not a curated record